Anopheles nili is the source of this 2295-nucleotide messenger RNA. RefSeq names its product DNA-binding protein Ewg (gene ewg). Gene Ontology annotation, biological process: regulation of transcription by RNA polymerase II. Gene Ontology annotation, cellular component: nucleus. The transcript has 7 exons. Gene Ontology annotation, molecular function: RNA polymerase II cis-regulatory region sequence-specific DNA binding; DNA-binding transcription factor activity, RNA polymerase II-specific. The record is from RefSeq and is a predicted model, not a curated record. NCBI's taxonomy places the organism in Eukaryota, Metazoa, Arthropoda, Insecta, Diptera, Culicidae. The coding region runs from base 1 to 2295 and encodes 764 amino acids.
AUGAGUUUAACUAUAAAUGCGGUAGAUGCAAUGGAGUUUGUCGAGGACGACAAUAUCACAGGAGCAUCGGACGAUGACGAUGACGACAAUCCGAGUAGUCCGGGCAGUGCGUACGAUGAUGGGAACCUCAUCAACGUUGCUAUGGAAAAUGAAGUCACUGCACAGCUUGUUGCCGCGGGUGUAGUUGGUGUUGCUGCCGCUGCCGCAAUCACAUCUUCUAAGAAGAAAAAACGGCCACAUUCUUUCGAAACGAACCCUUCCAUUCGCAAGCGACAACAGAAUAGACUUUUGCGGAAGUUGCGACAAACUAUAUUCGAAUACGCUACACGUGUGGGACAGCAAGCCGUUGUGUUGGUUGCCACCCCUGGAAAGCCAAACAACAUUUACAAAGUGUUUGGCGCAAAGCCGCUGGAGGACGUGUUGAAGAACUUGCGGAACAAUGUGAUGGACAAGUUGGACGAGGCUCUUGCGGCUCAAGCUCCCCCGCGAGUACAAGACGAUCCGUCGCUUUUCGAGCUGCCACCGCUAAUCAUUGACGGUAUACCGACCCCAGUAGAGAAGAUGACACAGGCCCAACUGCGAGCGUUUAUUCCAUUGAUGUUAAAGUACUCGACCGGUCGUGGCAAACCCGGCUGGGGUAGGGACUCCACAAGACCGCCCUGGUGGCCAAAGGAGCUACCGUGGGCAAACGUCCGCAUGGAUGCGCGUACCGAGGAUGAAAAGCAAAAGAUAAGUUGGACUCAUGCACUGAGAAAAAUUGUCAUAAAUUGUUACAAGUAUCACGGAAGGGAAGAUCUUCUGCCUGCGUUCAGUGAAGAGGAUGAGAAAGCGAACGCCAUAGCAACGGCUAGCUCGAAUGUCGAUGUUAUGAAAAUCGAAAACGGUAACGUAGUGACGGUGGGUCCGGCUGGCAAUGGAAACACGGCCACGGCUACUAUCACCAAUGGGACAGGAGGCCAACAGCAGAUCAUCAUACACCAAGCUCAUCCGCAGCAUCAACAGCAAACGCAGUCAAAUGGACAGACCACAACGCUUACCACUGGCGCAAAUGGUCAUACGCAGAUUAUCAAGGAAAAUGCUGACGGUACUAUCCAGAUACAGCAACAGUCUUCGCCCUCGCAGACCCUGAACGCGCAGGUUUGCUUAGACUCGAUGGCUCUAAGCGAUGUGGAUUUCACCCAUACCGUGCUGCAGACCAUCCAAAACGCUGAUGGAACCGUUUCACUUAUACAGGUUGAUCCUAAUAAUCCAAUAAUUACGUUGCCGGACGGAACUACAGCACAAGUACAAGGAAUUGCCACCUUACAACCACAAGGUGACGGAGGUGUUCAUGCUAUCCAAACUAUAUCAGACGGCCAGGGAGAGAGCAUGUCAGUUGAUCUAACAGAAGCCACUCUAGGUCAGGAUGGGCAGUUAAUUAUUACAGGAGAAGAUGGACAAGGAUUCCCGGUGAACGUGAGUGGCAUGAUAACUGUGCCAGUGUCGGCACAGAUGUAUCAAACAAUGGUGGCCAACAUACAACAGGUGCCGAAUGUGGAUGGAACCGUGUGUAUAACUCCUAUGCAGGUACAUAAUAUAGCAAGCAACCAUCCGCAACAGUCACAGACUUCUUCUGGUGUUAGCACGACUAGUGCCGCGACUCCAAACUUGACCAUUUCGACGAACGUAGGUGCAUCGAACCAGCACCACGCCGCUGCAAUGCUAGCCAACUAUGCAUUGGGUAGUAACGGAGCAAUUUUGAGCAUACCGCAAAUACAACACCAUUUGCAGUCUAGUAAGCACCACCGAGCCAAUAGUGCAGCACGUUCAGCUGCUACUGGAGGCAUGGUUGGAUUAAAUACGAUACUCCCUUUGCAACGAGGUUGUUUUAAUUUGCCCAUCUCUAACACUCAACUACACGGAACGGACGCUAAUAAUCAAAACCUGACCAAUAAUAAUAACCUUCCUCUAAGCGCUAUAAGUGUGCACCGUAAAUCGAACGAAUUACCUGCUGCUGCUAUUCUUGGCGGAAAAAUCUGUAUACCAAAGAUUGAGCCGAUGGACGAAGACAAAGACGGUACAUCGUCGUCAGAUACCGGCGCGCCGAGUUUUGUAAUAAAUUUGAGCGAUAUACCUUUCACGACGCACGAUCCCAAAUCCUCACAACAACAGCAACUUAAACGAGACCUAGAACUGACUGUACAUGAAGGCAGCCAACUGAUCGACGCGCUGAGUUUAAAUCAAAAGAACAGCAGCAGUAAUAGUGGUACCUCAAAUGAGGUAGACAUGAAACACCUUGGCUUGCAAAGUGUUUAA